Closterium sp. NIES-67 is the source of this 496-nucleotide messenger RNA. NCBI's taxonomy places the organism in Eukaryota, Viridiplantae, Streptophyta, Zygnematophyceae, Desmidiales, Closteriaceae. The record is from the annotation of a GenBank genome assembly.
GUAGAUUCUUGCCGAUAUUCCCAGACGACCUGCCCGAGGGAUCACCACCGGAAUGGCCCUUCGACCAUCGAAUCGAAUUAGAACCGGGGAUACAACCCACAGUUCAGCGGCAAUUUCGAGUGACAGAGCCGGAUUUAAAGGAACUACGGAAACAGUUAGACUAUUUACUGGAGAAAAAAUAUCAUCCGCCGGAGCUCCUCGCCAUUUGCCGUCCCCAUACUAUUCACCCCCAAGAAAGACGGCGGUGGGAACUAAUCAACCAACUUCGUAGAGCUCGCCUCUUCUCGAAAAUAGAUUUACGAGGGGGUUACCAUCAGAUUCGCGUAGUCGCAACUGACUGUUAUAAGACCGCAUUUUGUACUAGGUAUGGGAGCUUCGUAUAUGUAGUUAUGCCAUUAGUGCUUGACGAACGCCCAGGCGACUUUUCAGAUGACCAUGAACCAGAACUUCAGUUCGCUUGUGGAUAAGUAUGUUGUAGUCUACUUGGAUAUAUACU